Messenger RNA from Arabidopsis lyrata subsp. lyrata, 2754 nucleotides. RefSeq lists its product as uncharacterized. NCBI's taxonomy places the organism in Eukaryota, Viridiplantae, Streptophyta, Magnoliopsida, Brassicales, Brassicaceae. The transcript is spliced from 9 exons. The record is from RefSeq and is a predicted model, not a curated record. Bases 862 to 2547 code for a protein of 561 amino acids.
UGCUAAUUAAUUCGCCAAAAACCAAAGCUAAUUCAUAAUUAGCAGCGACUUAAUUACUGUUGCCUUCUUCUAUAUGGAUUAUAUCUUGUUGUCUUCUUCUCUCUCUAUAUACGCGAAACUUUGUCGUCUCUCUCUCCUCGAAGAACUUUUUGAAAGUUUUGUUUUUUUCUCUUUUUCACGAGCUCUUUUAGGGUUUCUCAAGCUUUAAUCUUACAAUCUACUCUAACUAAAGAAGCCCAUUUUCUUAAUUUUUGUUUACCACUCUCUCUAUUCCUCUCUCCGGGGAUAUACUUGUCGGUGGUGGUGAUUCUCCGACGAAGCUAUUCAUUCGCCGGAAAAUUACUAUGGUUAGUGAGGUUUUCUUGGAUCCGAUCAAAGGAUCGGUUUUUAAAAGUGGGAGCUUGAUGGGUAAUUUAGGGAAUGCCUUUGAAUGAAGCAAAGACUGGUUUUGUUAAUAAAGGGGAAAGAAAAGAUUCCUUUUGUUGUUGUUGUUUCAGAUAUUACGGAGCUUUGCUUUGCCUUUUUGUUUUUUUAAUCUGUUGUUUUUGGGGAAACUUGCAUGUGAAGGGAUUUGCGUUGAACGAAUAAGCGUGACCGGAUUUUCCUCUUGCCACACUGUGUUGUUGUUGUAUAUCUUCUCUGUUAAGUUUAUGCGGCAAAUCUGUUGAAUUAAGCUACCGAACCGUGGUGGGAAUUUUUAUGUGAAUUCAAAUCAUAGGACUCAAAGUCAUUCAUGGAUGAGAAGCAGAGAGAUGAGUCUCUUUGGUUCUGUUCUCACGCCUGUCAAUCUCUGUUUCUGUCUUUGUGAGCUAACUCGAGCUUGAGCUAGGGCCUAGGGAUUGAAGUUGUUGGAUUUUGGUGAUGGAGGAUAUUGGUUUGGUUAAGCAAGGUUGGAAAUGGAUGCAAUCUCAGAAACAUAUGUGCUCCGAUGCUUGUUCUGCGAUGCGAUGCUUUGGGGAGAAGAUUGGAGGGCUCGUGGAGCGUCACUGGCCAUUGGUGUGUAGUGGAUGUGGGAAGCUAUUAGGGUUGCUUCGCUUCUCAAUUCUUUAUUGGAAAGACUGCAUUUUUAGGGGUUUCCAUUGCAGCGCCAAAUUGGGUUCAGCUGCUUUGCUUCUGAUAAUGUGGAGUUGCUUCCUUAGCUUGACUUCCUUUUCUUGCUUGGUUUAUGUUCUCCUCAGUAUGGGAGCUGCUGCAGCUGUUGUUCUGAACUUGGGUUGCACUCCUGGGCUCUUUAUUGUAGGACUAUUUGGAAUUUUGAUUUUAUGGAUGUAUGCAAACUUUUGGAUCACUGGAACAUUGUUUAUAGUUGGAGGCUAUUUAUUCUCCUUAAAUCAUGCCCGCGUGGUGGUUCUAAUGGCGGGCUUAUAUGCCAUGUAUUGUGUCAAAGUCAGACUUGGAUGGCUUGGUCUUUUCCUCUCAAUAAAUCUUGCCUUCUUGUCCAACGAUAUAUUAAAUUGUCUUCUUCAAUGGUGUGACAAUCUAAGUGAAAAACCACAACACGAGGAACCAAAGAAACCGAAAGAAACAAUCAUAGAAGAAGAUUAUUCAGGGGAAUUUGAGUAUCCUUCAGUUCCUGUCAAUGAUGAAACCGAGACAAAGAUUCACGAGAAUAAGUCGUCUGCUAAACCAACUGCGCCUUCUACUGUUGUUAAUACCGUAAAGGAGAUUUCUAGUGUCAAAAUAGUCAAAAUAGAAGAAUCAAGUUCAGCUGAUGAAAUGAAGAGAAUACUGAAUAGUUUGAAUCAUUAUGAAGCACUGGGGGUCCCUCGGCAUAAAAUGAUCGAUGCUGCGGUGCUUAAGAAAGAGUAUAGAAAGAAGGCAAUGUUGGUUCACCCCGAUAAAAAUAUGGGGAGUCCAUUGGCAAGUGAAUCGUUCAAGAAACUUCAAAGUGCUUACGAGGUUCUUUCUGAUUUCGUAAAGAAGAGAGAUUACGAUGAGCAAUUACGAAAAGAAGAAUCUAGGACUAGGAGUGUUUGUCAGACAUCUCAUGCUUCUUCGCAUCAGAGUGGUCCUGAUUAUCGAUCUGAAGAGUCGAGGCGGAUACACUGUACAAAGUGUGGUAAUUCACACAUAUGGAUAUGUACCAAUAGGACAAAGGCAAAGGCAAGAUGGUGCCAGGAUUGUGGUCAAUAUCAUCAAGCAAAAGAUGGAGAUGGAUGGGUCGAACUCAAAGGGACAUUACCCUUUGAGAGAGCACAUAAGAUUGAAAUACCUCGUGCUUUUGUUUGCGCGGAAAGCAAAAUCUUUGACGUCUCAGAAUGGGCCAUUUGUCAGGGAAUGGCUUGUAGACCAAACACGCAUAGACCAAGCUUUCAUGUGAACAUGGUUGGGUUAGAAAAGACAACGCAGAGAUCAAACUCAAGUAGGUUCCCUUGGGAUCUAGAUGUGGAGAUGAUGGAUGAGGACGAAGAGGAGUUUGAGCUAUGGCUUCAACAAGCUCUUGCUUCAGGUCUCUUCUGCGAAACCUCGAAACGCAGAAAAAGCUGGAGCCCGUUCAAGUUAAGCCAGAUGAAAAGCAAGAAGCAAUGGCGAAGAACAUCCACUUGAUUCAAUUUGAUCGAAACCAUAAACAAAAUUUUCAUAUAGCUCACCACGGUGAAUCCAAAAGCCUUGAAGAUCAUAUUUUUUUGGGGGGGUCUUUCUCUGUAAAUAGUAUCUGUGGAUUGUUCUUCCAAAAGAAAAAAAAAGAAUCUGUGGAUUUUUCAUUGUGGUAAACAACUUGACAAAUUAAAGAAGCUUUUUUUUUUUCUUCUU